This is a messenger RNA of Cetraspora pellucida, 426 nucleotides long. The record is from the annotation of a GenBank genome assembly. NCBI's taxonomy places the organism in Eukaryota, Fungi, Glomeromycota, Glomeromycetes, Diversisporales, Gigasporaceae.
AUGCUUCCUCAAAGAUCGUAUAAUAACAAGUCUCCAAGAUCAUAUCAUAACAGGCCUCAAAGGUCAUAUAAUAAUAGACCUCAGAGACCGUUUAAAUUUCAAAGAUCACCUAAUAACAAGUUCCAAAGAUCGUAUAGUCAAAGAUCAUCUGAAUACAAUACGUAUAGUAAUUCUUCUGGUUUUUAUCGUACUGGUACAAAUUUCAAAGGAAAUCAUUGGAGUCAUCGCGGUCCUUCUAAAGGAAGAGGUGGUAGCUAUCAUCAUUCCAAUUUCAACGGACAUUCUUAUUACCAUCAGAAUCAUAGCGGGUCAACAUAUUAUGAAAAUAAAAAUGGAUACAAGAAAUAUACACCACCUUCUAGAAACCCAAGAACUCAUUAUCGUCGUCAUGUGAAGACAGAUAUUCGAACACAUCAAGAAAGAUGA